CGCGUCAGGAUACACUUACGUAGGAAAUUCAGUUGAUCAAAAUUGUUUAACAAAGAAGAAUUUGUUCGAUUUCCUAAGUCAAUUUCAGUUUUUCUCCAAAACCCAGAUUUUCUUUUCUUGCCCAUAAUCUGCUUGAAUUAGCUUCAUCGGAAUCUGUAAAAGGGUGAGAGAAACCAGAGUACGACGAUGAAGAAGAUGAAGAUGGAGAUUCCAUCAUCAGUAGCGGCUAUGUCCAUUGUCUGCUUCCUCUUUACUGCAACUUUUCAUUUCUCUCUAUCGGCAUCCGAAUCGGUCAACGCGUCCAUCUUCAUCCCCGGCUCAUCUUUAGUUUUUCCUAUCCAGGGAGAUAUUUCUCGUAAUGGCUUUUAUAGCACUAUGCUAUAUUUUGGAAAUCCUCCUAAACCUUUCAUACUUGACAUAGAUACAGGAAGUGACCUUACUUGGGUUCAAUGUGCAGCUUCAUCUCAUGCAAGGUUACUCAAAGCUCCUAAUAAGCCAUACAUUCCAAAUAAAAAUGUUGUGUUUUGUAAAGACCCUUUAUGUCCGUUUGUUCAUCAAUAUUCAAGCAACGUUUGUAAGUCUCCAAGUGAUCAAUGUGACUAUGAGGUUCAAUAUGCAGAUUAUGGUUCUUCUCUUGGUGUGAUUGUCAAAGAUGUUGUUCCUCUCAGAUUCAGCAAUGGCUCCAGUCAGAAACCAUUAUUGGCAUUUGGGUGCGGAUAUGACCAAGAAUUUGCAGGCCCUUUCUCUCCUCCUUAUGUUGAUGGUGUUCUUGGACUUGGGCAUGGAAAAGCAAGCAUAGUAUCUCAGCUAAGCAAAAUGGGCAUGAUAAAGAAUGUAAUCGCCCAUUGUUUGCCAUCCCAAGGAAACGGGUAUCUUUUCCUUGGAGAUGGUCUCGUCCCCAAAGGACUUGUAUGGACAAAGAUUUCUCCCAAUUCUAUGAACCAUUAUGUUGUAGGCCCAAUGGACCUCCUAAAAGGAAAAACGGUUGGUGCAAGCGGUCUUCAAAUUGUUUUUGAUAGUGGGAGUACUUACACUUACUUCAGUCCAAAAGCAUAUCAAUCGACUCUUUCUCUGAUAACAAAGGACUUAGUAGGAAAACAGUUAAGUUCGGUUAAGGAUAGCUCCCUCCCGGUUUGUUGGAAAGGUGUGAAACCAUUUAAAUCGGUUAAUGAAGUGAAAUCCCAUUUCAGUCCUCUUGUAUUGAGCCUUGUAUCUAACCGAACAAUUGCGUUCGUUUUACCACCUGAAGGGUAUAUUCUUGUCAAUUCUAUUGGAAAUGUAUGCUUGGGGAUUCUCAAUAGCAUUGAUUCAAAAUUGGGAAAUGUUAAUAUAAUUGGAGACAUAUCUUUGCAAGAUAAACUGGUGGUCUAUGACAAUGAGAGACAGAUGAUUGGAUGGACUCCUACCAACUGUAAUAAGCCUCACAAGCCUUAACAGGCUUGAACCUAUAUAAAGAAAAUUAUUGUUCUAUAAAAUUGUAUUAGAAUUCAGAGUGUUCAAACAAUUAUACCAAUAAUGACUGUGAAUUGGUUUGUUGUUUAUGAAUAAUCUGGCUUUUUCUAGGAAAUGCGUUGAUUGGAAUGAAAUUUUUGGUAUAGAAACAACUCAAUUGAAAGGUUU
Molecule: messenger RNA, 1620 nt
Organism: Impatiens glandulifera
Lineage: Eukaryota; Viridiplantae; Streptophyta; Magnoliopsida; Ericales; Balsaminaceae
Product: aspartic proteinase Asp1-like
Exons: 8
Coding region: 187-1434 (415 amino acids)
Biological process (GO): proteolysis
Molecular function (GO): aspartic-type endopeptidase activity
Source: RefSeq, a predicted model, not a curated record